Chroicocephalus ridibundus (black-headed gull) is the source of this 902-nucleotide messenger RNA. It is a transcript of the gene BORCS8, whose product is annotated as BLOC-1 related complex subunit 8. The transcript has 5 exons. Gene Ontology annotation, cellular component: BORC complex. NCBI's taxonomy places the organism in Eukaryota, Metazoa, Chordata, Aves, Charadriiformes, Laridae. The record is from RefSeq and is a predicted model, not a curated record. The coding region runs from base 57 to 422 and encodes 121 amino acids.
UUGGCGGACGCCGGCGGAAGCGGAAGCGGCGGCGGCGGCGGCGGCGGCGGGGCGGGAUGGAGGAGCCCGAGAUGCAGCUGAAGGUGAAGAAAGUUACGGACAAAUUCACUGAGAGCAUGUACGUCCUGGCCAACGAGCCCUCCGUGGCGCUGUACCGGCUGCAGGAGCAUGUGCGGAGAUCCCUUCCGGAGCUCGCACAGCACAAAUCCGACAUGCAGAGCUGGGAGGAGCAAAGCCAAGGAGCCAUCUACACGGUGGAGUACGCCUGCAGCGCCAUAAAGAACAUGACUGACAGCAGCGUGUACUUCAAGAGCAUCGACAGUCUGCUCAAACACGCCAUCGCCAUGAAGGACCAGCUGAACGCUGCUCAGGGCCGCAGCACUGUUGCCCCACCAGCCAAGAAUCCUCCAGCCAGUUCCUGAUUUCGGACAAGACUGGCUGUCCUCUGCUGCCUUCUCCAGCCCAGCUCUAUGUUCUCCAGCCACGGGAAGGAGUGAGAAACCACCUGCUCAAUCUGUGAAGCUGCACAGAGGCCUCUGCCUUCCUCUGCGUUCCCAGUAACAAGGUGCUGCACCCGCGCAGGGAAAUCCUGCCACUGGGGUCAGGACUGCCUCUGCGGGGUGCUUUGGGGAGCAGUUGUGUCCCUUCCCAUAGCACGCUGCAAAAGGGAAACGGGGUGGUGCAUUUGUCCUUUCCAGCUCUUUUCGAUGGCAGACUGUUACGGGGCGUUUUUCUCUCUACCUCUUGGCCACAGAAGUAUCUCAGAAAAACUAGGUCUUGCUUUCAGUAUUUUGUAGAUGGCUGUGUAAAGAUGUAAUGUGGGCACACUUCAGCUUUGUUCGGGAGGCAUUCUGCAAGGAGGGUUUCUCAUGUGUGUGCCAGGGAGUUGCUGAGUUUGGUCG